Molecule: messenger RNA, 3140 nt
Organism: Motacilla alba alba
Lineage: Eukaryota; Metazoa; Chordata; Aves; Passeriformes; Motacillidae
Product: ras-related and estrogen-regulated growth inhibitor-like protein
Exons: 4
Coding region: 785-1480 (231 amino acids)
Molecular function (GO): GTPase activity; GTP binding
Source: RefSeq, a predicted model, not a curated record
GGGAGGAUGCGGCCGGUCCUCGCUGCACCCCGGGGAGAGCGGCCGGGGGGAGCGGGGGACGCCCGUGGCUGCGGGGGCUGCCGGCGGCUCCCCGGUGCUCCAGAGAAGCUCCAUCACUCGGGAGAUGCUCCAUCACUCUUGGGAUGCUUCAUCACUCACUCACUCACUCACUCACUCACUCACUCACUCACUCACUCACGGGGGGUUCCGUCCCUCAUGCGAUGCUUCGUCUCGUGCGAGGCAGCGCUCCGUUAAUCGUGAGGUUUCCGCCGCUGGUGAAACAAAGUUCCACCGCCCAUGAGAUGCUCCGUCGGUCGCGAGGGACUCACGUCUCUCAUCGGCUGCUUCAUCCCUGAGGAGACAGCCCAGCAGCGGUGACACUGCCGCACUCCCGGCUGGCAUCCCCACGAUCACCGUGGGGAAGGGACAAGGGGCUGCGUGGCCCUGGCGAGGCACAAAGCGCUUUGAGGUGGGGGCGUGGGCUCCUCCUGGGAUGCAGUUUGCGGAGCAGCUGGUGCCGACAGCUGGUGCUUCCCGGCCGCCCGCCGCGCCGGGGGCUGGCAGGGCCGGCUCAGCCACUGACGUAUGUUCAGGACAAUCUGAGCGAUGACAAAGUUUUUCAUCCGGCUGCCUGCAGUUCCCUCUGCACCGCCCCUGCGGCUGCGGGGAGGGGUAUGGGCCUCGUGGGUCCCCUGGGUGCCGUGGGAAGCGCUGCGCUGCCGGCUGUGCCGAGCCGAGUUGUACACACGGCUGGGACCGUCCGAGGGGCUCGGCCACGCUCGGCAUGGGGCUCCGGCUCCCACUGCGCCGGAGCACCAGCUUCACCCCCGACCACCCUGCCCUCAUGGAGGUGCCUGGCCCCCCUGCCCUGAAGGUGGAAGCAAACGUCCUUGUCAUGGGAGCGGACAACGUGGGGAAAUCAGCUCUGACCGUGCGUUUCCUGACCCGGCGCUUUAUUGGAGAGUACGGAGACAUGGAAUUCAUCUACAGCCACAACCUGACUGUGGAUGGCCGAGAGAUUCUGUUACACAUCUGGGACGUCCCCACUUCCCAGGAGCAGGCAGAGGAUGGCUCCUCAGAGGAGAAGCGAAUCCAGUGGGCAGACAGCUUUGUCCUGGUCUACAGCAUCUGUGACCGUGCCAGCUUCAACAUCCUGCCCCUCAAAAUCCAGUUCAUCAAGGCUGCCAAGGAGGGGCAGAGCCAGGAGAAGGUGCCCAUUGUCAUUGUGGGCAACAAACGGGACCUGCACCACCAACGGGUGGUGUCCAGCGAGGAGGGGCGACUCCUGGCCCUCUCUUUAGACUGCGGUUUCUAUGAGGUCUCUGCAGCUGAGGCUUAUCACGGGGCCCUCAUGGUCUUCCAUGGACUGGCCAAGCUCAUCCCAGACACCAAGCUGGCCCUGAAGAAGGGCACAGGGAUCCGGGGCAUCGUCAAGACCAUGUCGGCCGUGUUUGCCCGGAAGCGAACAGACUCCCUCUGAGCUCCUGCACAGGUGUUGCUGCUCUCUGUGCUGCCCAUGGAGGUGGUGUGUGUCUUCCUAUAAGUAUGACGGGUUCCUUGCUGUCCUCCUAGCAUCAGGGUCUGGGUGUCCUGCCAUGCACAGCCAGUGCAGCUGAGGCUGUAGUGGGUUACUCUUGGCUCUGCCGUGGGACAGUCUCAUCUCUUUGCUGUACCAGCUCUUUAGGUGCCUCCUGCUUUCUCCUUCCAUCCUCCAGCACUGGAAACCACGGGAGGAUUUUGCCAAAGCUCCGGGCAGCAGCAUCCCUAGCUGCUGCAGCAGGAGCUGCCCAGGCUGUCAGCAACUGGGGAGAAUAUCCUGCUCUUGUACAGCACACGACUCCCUGUCUCUCUGCUCCUACUCUGGGAUCCUUAUUCCUGUUUAACCCUCAUCAGGAUCCUCUUCAGUAACCCUGGAGCACCCAUGAUCUGGAGAGGUGGGGCAUUCUCCACUGGGAAGGCACUGGUAGUUCCCACGAGUGUAUCACCGUGAGAGUGUCCCAGAGCCCAGGGCACCGGCGAUACUGGGGGACUUUGGUGAGGACUGGUGCCUCCCAUCCCCCCUGCCGUGCUUUUGAACAGUCGUGCUCACGGCCCUCUCCCCCACAGCCUUUCACAGCCGUUUCCCUUGUGCGGGCGAGCGCUGUACAGGCUGUGCCUGGGAAAAGCCAGGCACGGGGCUCGUUCCCAGGAUGGGAAUUGCACCACCGCCUUCCCAAGCCACUCCUUCUGUAGGGCUGCCUGUCCCCGGGGAGGAAAGGAGGUGGGGAGAGGGGUCGCUGGGCUCCUCGCUGAACCCUCUGCUGCUGGGAGGCUUUUCCCUGCCUCUCCCAAACCCUUCUCUUUGUGCCCUGGGAAAGCAGUGUGUUGGAAGAGGGUUUGUGCGUGCUGUAGGGACACUGAUUUCUCUGCUGUGUUCUUCUGGAAAUGCAAUAAAUUGUCUUUGGCAGGAAGCCCCGGCUCCUUGGAGCUGUGAAUUUGUACUUGGGGCAUGGGAAGAGACACGUACCUUGCUGGGCAUGAGCACCCACUCUCCCACUGGCAGCUACCCACUGGGAAUGUAACAGGAUGUUUCCUGCACCCACUCCUUUGGCCCUGAGCUGGGGGUCUCACCCCACUGUGUUCCCUUGCUUUGGUGUCUCACUGCCACAAAGGAGCCGAGCAGAUGGGGUGAGUGGCAGGUGGUUUAUUAUUGCAGGUUUAUUAUUGCAGCAGAUACAACGAGGUGUUGUGGGAAGCCCGGUGAUCCUGUGGCAGAGGGGCUCCAGGAGCUCCACCUGUUCUUUUUCCUGACCCCACCAUCCAUCCCACCACCAGCUGGGAGAGAAGUGCCCAGGGCUUUCCCACUCAUGAAUCCUGCUGGUUGGUGGGGAUCUUCAACCCCUCCAUGGAGGAGCAAUCUGUGCCUAGGGAUGGGCCCUGCAAGGGGGGAUGGAGGGAGGAAGGAUGGGGAAACAGGCUUGCUAUGGUGAUGUUUGGCAGCUUUGCCAUCCUCCCCUCUCUCUCUCAAUGUGUAGCCCAUCUAAGUUCACCCUGGCUGCUGAGCAGGGUCCAAGGUAGCCCAGUGCCAGCCCUGGGUGGUCCCUUCUUCUGGUCUCACCUCUCUUUCCACAUCUCCUUCACCUUCCUAGUCCCACCUUCCC